AUGUUCGCUAGCGGCAGGAAGCCUCGACAUCCUCGUCUUGCUCUAUCUGUGUUAGGCGUACUCACAUUCGUUGUCGCUGGAGCAGCGACCGUAGUAGCAAUCCUCAAUGCUUGGACAUUUUCAACCGCGCAUGUUUCGUUCUCCGGACUGGCUGUCGCUGCCGCAGCCCUAGAAGCGUUAUCCCUCGCUGCACUGAUAGUGUUCUUGAUACAGUAUGCAGUGAGGGAAGACGGGGACCGCAGGAGCUUCCCCCAAAGGUGGGGCGGCAUAGCGCUGGCAUGCAUCCUGCUCUCUCUGGCCUGCGCUAUCAUAACGUUGAUCAUGAUUGUUUUGAUCCGAUACAAUCUGGAUAAAAUCGUCAGCACUUCCUCGUCCGACGAAGUGGUCUUCCUUCUUCCUCCAACCUUCGUUCUUUGGGGGUUCUCCGUCUUAAUGCAGGUCACCUUCUACACAGCCUGCUUUCUUCUACGAAACUCAUCGCCAAGUUCUCGCCCUUCGGCAUCCGCUCAAGAGCCAUGUGACUUGGUCGUACAUGAAGUUCGUGAGCCAACACCGCCGGUGUCACUCGAUAUACUACCGCCCCCGCACGCAAGGGAUUCUCCGCUUCCUUCUCCGACAUUCUCGUUGUCCGAUGCUCAAUCCACCAAAUCCUGGCGACUGUCUGUGCACCAGGUUGUACGCCCGGUAACUUCUAGGACGAAACUGUUACCAAGGCGGCAGUCCACCCCACGGGAUUCUGAAAGCAUAUACUCGGUAGCGCGAUCAACCCAAACUGGCUCCGAAUCGGACGGCUUCGACACCUGGGAUACCUCGAGCGUGGACCCGCAGUACAAAGACACCAUCAUACAUUCCGCGCCAUCGAAAGGCACAGCACUCGAGCCAAUUCCCGGGAGCCGCCCUCCAUCCCCGGCGCGAGCGCUAGAAGGGCCGUUUCCAUUCGAGGACACCCCGGAGCUGAAGGAAGAGCGAUCGCCACCGCCAUCACCAUCGCCAUCACGCCCACAAUCACGACCACCGUCUCCCGCUGCACCACCUCCACAACCUUCAUUCUCAAGGCGCCCCUCCACCUCCCACUCAACACAUUAUCCACCCGCCAGCCCCACUCUAAACGAAGCGCACAUCCACCCCCUCUUCAGAAGCGACAGUCCAACGCCCCCACCUGCAGCGACGCCCGGUACCAUCGUCACAGCCGCGCCGUUUGGUGGGCAGACUCUAGCAUCUCCGCCACCGAGGCCGUUUAGUCGACAGCGUUCAGAUAGCCGGCUGGCGACGAGCAGCCCGCUGAUUUUCUCGCAGCAGGCGGAAGAGGAGGAGGAUGAGGGGGUGGUGGGGAGGACGCCGACACCGCCGAGCAGGCAGAUGACGCCACCGAUUCCGGAGAGUAUUUAUGCUGGAUCGCCGAGGGUUAGUCCGGCAAGUCAGAGGAGUUUUGUUACGGCGGGGUCGAGGCUGUGA
This is a messenger RNA of Coniosporium apollinis CBS 100218, 1455 nucleotides long. RefSeq lists its product as uncharacterized. Lineage: Eukaryota; Fungi; Ascomycota; Dothideomycetes. The coding region runs from base 1 to 1455 and encodes 484 amino acids. The transcript has a single exon. The record is from RefSeq and is a predicted model, not a curated record.